Molecule: messenger RNA, 1468 nt
Organism: Gastrolobium bilobum
Lineage: Eukaryota; Viridiplantae; Streptophyta; Magnoliopsida; Fabales; Fabaceae
Product: pectin acetylesterase 9
Exons: 14
Coding region: 39-1223 (394 amino acids)
Molecular function (GO): hydrolase activity
Source: RefSeq, a predicted model, not a curated record
AGAAGAACCCAAAAAAAAAAAAAAACAGCGCAGUGACAAUGAACGUCAUCGUCGCUUUCGUGUUCUUCUGUUUAACGACGGUGGCGCCAUGGCGCGUUCGCUCAGAAGGAAGGCUUUCGGUGAAAAUGACGCUGGUUCAGAAUGCUCGCGCUACUGGUGCUCUUUGUUUGGAUGGAAGUGUCCCGGCGUAUCAUUUGGACAGAGGAUAUGGGGCUGGACAAGACAACUGGCUGCUACAAUUUGAGGGAGGUGGGUGGUGCAAUGACAUGAGAUCAUGCUUGGACAGAGCGCAAACUCGCAGGGGCUCAACACGCUAUAUGACCGAGUGGGAGACCUUCUCUGGUAUUUUAAGCAACAAUGCCACCCUUAAUCCAGACUUUUACAAUUGGAACCGUGUGAAGCUGAGAUAUUGUGAUGGAGCUUCAUUUACUGGGGACGGUGUGUUCGACAAUGGGACAACAACGCUUUAUUUCAAAGGGCAAAGGAUUUGGGAAGCCAUUAUUCACGACCUUCUACCAAAGGGUUUGGGAAGGGCAAGAAAGGCUUUGCUUUCAGGAUGUUCAGCAGGAGGUUUAGCUACCUUUCACCAUUGCGACGAUUUCACCAAGUAUUUGCCAAUUAAUGCUAAAGUUAAAUGCUUGAGUGAUGCGGGUUUUUUUCUUGACGAAACAGAUAUAAGUUUGAAGCACACUAUGAGGAUCUUCGUCGAGAGUCUAGUUUCAUUACAGGGGGUGGAGCAGAACCUGAAUAGAAACUGCACCAGUGAGCUGUACCUUCCAUACUUGUGCUUCUUUCCACAAUAUGCGUUGAAAUACAUAUCAACACCAUAUUUUAUCUUGAACUCUGCCUAUGAUGUGUUCCAAUUCCAUCAUAUAUUGGUGCCAUCUUCUGCUGACUUGCAUGGACGCUGGAAUCACUGCAAGAUGAACCCAGAGGCGUGCACACCUGACCAAAUUAAUAUUUUGCAAGGUUUUAGGCUCCACAUGCUUGGAGCUUUAAGGCAGUUCGACAUAUAUUCAACAAGAGUGGGAAUGUUCAUAAAUUCAUGUUUUGCUCAUUGCCAAAGUGAAUUGCAAGAUACAUGGUUUGGAGCUGAUUCUCCAAGAAUAAACAACAAGACUAUUGCCGAAGCGGUUGGUGAUUGGUAUUUUAGCAGAAACAGAAGCAAUGAAAUAGACUGUGCAUAUCCAUGUGAUACAACUUGUCGUAAUCUUAUACCAUAAGCUCAGGUCAUUUAGAGGAUUAAACUAAAAGUUUAUCCACAAGCUUCUCUAGUUCUCAUAGUGAAGGUCUUAAGAGUUCUCUAAAAAGAGGAUUCAGAGGGAUUUUUUGAUACGAAGCCAUACAAGUACACAGUGAAUGCUAGCAGAUAGAAAAUUCUUUGAUAUGAACAAGAAAGGUGAUAAAGGAACCAAAAGAGAAAAUGUGGUUUCAAUUAUUAUUUCUAAAUUAUUUUUUUACUUAAUAA